This is a messenger RNA of Acanthopagrus latus (yellowfin seabream), 7796 nucleotides long. It is a transcript of the gene tcf7l2, whose product is annotated as transcription factor 7 like 2. Bases 4499 to 5968 code for a protein of 489 amino acids. Gene Ontology annotation, cellular component: beta-catenin-TCF complex; catenin-TCF7L2 complex. Gene Ontology annotation, molecular function: DNA-binding transcription factor activity, RNA polymerase II-specific; RNA polymerase II cis-regulatory region sequence-specific DNA binding. NCBI's taxonomy places the organism in Eukaryota, Metazoa, Chordata, Actinopteri, Spariformes, Sparidae. Gene Ontology annotation, biological process: regulation of transcription by RNA polymerase II; canonical Wnt signaling pathway. The record is from RefSeq and is a predicted model, not a curated record. The transcript has 11 exons.
UCGGAUCACGGCUUUAAGAGUGGGCUUCCUCUCUUCAAGCCACCAGUUGGCCGGGGUUGAAUUUUCUAUUGCCAGCUCUCCCUGCAAAAAAAACGUAUGGGGCUCGUAUCCAUUUAUUGGUAUUUUUUUUUUUGUGGGUUAUUGUUUUAACUGCUGUUGUUGGCUUGUUUUGUCUGGCGGGGUUUUUGACUUUGGAGUUAGGGGCUCCUUUUCCCCACUUGGCUGUCUUAAGAGAGUUCGGGCAGGAGAGUUGUGGAGGUGCAAAAGCGGGCGCCACAAAGACAGGCUCUUUUGGUGAUAAAUUGUUUUUUGUCUUUUGUGUGUCGCUUGAUUUUUUUUUUCCGGGGGGCUUCUUUACAUCAAAAAUUGGAGGCUAGGGAAGGGCAGGACUGAGAGGGGCAACGUGGCUGCGGCACCAUUUGCCCUGGAUCGGAACACUUUCUCUUGCCUUUUUUUCCUUCUUCUUCUUCCUCCGACACUUUUUUUGCCCAGCGUUUGUGUUUUUCACACUUCUCACUUUUUUUUUUUUUUUUGAAUUUUGCAUUUAAUUUAGUGUGACUAGCGGUGAAUGGAGCAUGGCUAGUUUUGGGGGGAUUAAUGACAUGACGAGAGACACCCCGCUGCUUGAGUUUAGCCAAGUUAGGGCAACUCCUAUAGACGGCACUCCACUACCUUUAUGUCUGCCAAGCCGCUGAAUGAAAGCCGCUCUCUUUCGCUCCCUCUUUUUGUUGUUCUUUCAACUUAUCAAAGAAAGGAGAGAUGGACACAAAAGAGCUUAUUAGGGGGGAUAUGAAGAUGGGCGAGGGGGAAAGAGGGAGUCCCGGUCAGACACGGAGAAGAGCGGCGCAGCCUGAGUGUGCGUCUGAAUGCAUGUGGGGGCUGAGAGUGAAUCGGGCAGCUCCGGCCACCCGCUCGCGGUCCUCUCGCCGCUCUGGGACCUGACGGGCUGUCGUCCUAAGUCGCUCCAGCGCACCCUUGGCUCUCGCCCGGUCCUCCGGCCGCUCUCUUAUCGGCUUAACCCAUCGGGCGUUUAGCGAAGGGGGCUGCCGUAGAUGAGGUGCUGCCCCCCAGUGGAUUAGUGGCUGACAUGGUGGUGGGAGUCUGCUUGGAGUCUGUGCACUACCACGAGUGCCAGCAUGCUUGUUUUAACCAGGAACCGAGCAGCAUCCCAAAUACAGCUCUUUUAAAUGGUAAGACUUUUUCAACAUUUUAAUUACCGCUCUGCUUGAUUUUCUCUUGCUGCUUGUUUGGCUUUAAAUAUUAUGUUUUGAUUGGAUUUAUUCAUGGUUUAUUUUUUUCUUGGGCUCCGUUUGGCAAUUUAUAACACUUAUGUUGCUAAGUGACAGAUUGACAAUUUGGAUAAUGAAAGGCAGUGUUUGAUUGCUUUGUCUUGACAAGCCUGACAGGGGUGUAUUAUUCUAAGACAUCAAACUAAAUAUGAUUAUUGUUUAUUAGAUGUUCGGGGCAGUUUUAAUAAAUCUCACUGAUAAAUACAUUGGGGCAAUUUAAAAUAUUAUGUGCUGUAUUUACACGUGGAUUUAGGUGGUUUUGAUCGUGUGUCUCAUCUCACUGCGCCUGUGCUUCUGUUAACAUUUAUAAAUCAGGGUUAAUAUUUUUUGUAGUUCGUGUCUGACAUGUUUAAUCAUUUUUAAUGCAAUAUGAUUUUUUGUAAAUAACAUAAUUACCCUGUAAUUAUUAUUGCGUGUGCUUGAAGGAAAAGAAGCAGGACUUUGAAGUCAUUGAUUCCUCCUCCCUGUUUUUAUCCUGUAUUGCUCUAAAAUUAAUCUGAGAACGUAAUGAGUUCGUAAAAGGUCAGAGGCCGUUCCGUUAGCUUGAUUUGAGAAAAAAAGUUUUUGUCCCCCUCCUCUUUUUUUGUCCAUUAUCGCACACUUUCGGGGACUCAUGCGAACACCUCAGACGGUGGAGUAGGGAUAGAAGGUUUUUUUUUUCCUUUUUCUUCACUCGCCCCCUCCGCUCCUCUUGUGUUUGUGGCGUUGAUGCCAUUGUGGCUGGGUGAUUGGGAGCUGUCCAUCACUCGCUGGCGAACUGGCAGUUUACUUAAGAAAGUGCAUGUGGGACAAAAGGAGAUGGCAGGAGCGUGGCAGGCCGGCUGAAUGGAGGGAGGGCAGGCAAUUAGCCACCGCCUUGUCAGGGCUCUUUUACUUGUCAAGCUGGAGCCCCCCGCGCUAUUGUCCGAGCUGUGUAAAGGACAUUCCCAGGGCUUUGUUUUGGCUUUAAGGGCCUCAGGACUGCCUGCUGCAGGCCAGGGGAAGAGCAGGGUCCUAACAGUGACAGAGAGGCUCCGCGACUACAGGAGGGAAAAAGGAGGAAUAAAAAAAGGAACAGCGUAUUAAGAGAAAGUCUUUGCGAUGUAUCUGUUGCCAACUACUGAAAAACAUUCAUCUUUUAAAUAUAUAUUUGUUCCAUUUAAUCCCUACAUGGUUAAACACUUGAGUUGAUUUUUUUUCCUUUUUAAUUAUCUUUCACUCCAAUAACCUUCAUCAGUCUGUAUUAAAAAUAAAUGAAAUGUUACUGUGCUUAGGUGGGAAUAAUUCUUCCCAUAAAUAUUUAAUUUGUCAUGGUCAUUAGUCAGGUUUAGGUUGUAAGAGGUUAUAAAAGGUAAUUAAAGGCUGACAAGUGGAGUUAAUUAUAGAAUGCAGAAAUGUAAAAUGAUCCAGGGUUAUCUCAGAAUGUUCUUUAAAAAGAAAAAAAUAAGGUAAUGAAUUAUAACAUUCCUUUGUUGAUUAAAAUUGUUUUAUUUUCUUCCUGUUAUUGAGCAUCUAGAUAAAAGCGCCCUCAUAUUAAAUGUUUAAUCUAUGAACAAAUCUAUUUUCAUCUCAAGAAGAAUGUUCAUAUAUUUUAAUCUUUUGAAAUUUUUAUUGGGACAUAUUUUUUUGAAAAAAAGAAACAAUGCAGCACAUGUUAGGACAAUGUUCUGCUUUUCAAAAUAAAAUUUAGAUUAAAAAAAAAAGUUUGCUGGAAUAACUCCCCCCCCCGCAAAGCACUUUGACUGUUUACACACUGCUGGCCAACAGAUCUCUUGGACUUUUCUCGUGCACUCGUUGAAAGAAAGUCACGACCAUGUGAGCCUUAUCAUUUGACUCCGGCAUUCAGAGGAAUAAAUGGAUUUGAAAAUGAAAUAGUUGCGGGAGGAGGAGAAAAAAAAAAGAUGGGGAGAAGAGGGCGGCGAGGAAGGGGGCUUGAGGCCUUGUUCACAUGAACCUUGAAUGGAGACAUGGAGUCGAGGCGGGGAGUUAAGAGAAAGAAUUGUUCUGAACUAUGAGGUAUUGUUUGGAAUGAGAGGGAGGAAAGUGUGUGGUGUGGGGGGAGUGCGACGAAGGGUGCCACAUCCAUGUCAGAGUGAAGACUUUCUCUCCCUCCAGUCGGCUCACCCCCUCCUGGAAAAGUGGUGUGUGUGUGUGUGUGUGUGUGUGUGUGUGUGUGUGUGUGUGUGAAGAAGGAAGGGGUGGGGGGGGACUGUCAGCAUCACACAGAUAAAGUGACUGUUGGCCACACUUUGCUGAGCCUGCCCUCCCUUUGUGGAUGUUGUUGUGUCUUGUUCCUUUUCUUUUUUUUUUUUCUUUCUCGCCUUCUUCUUCUUCUAUCUCUCUCCCUCUCCUGCUACCUCCUCUUUGUCUCCAAUCUCUCGCCUUGCUCGCUUUACCUUGUAGCCAAAGCCUUUUCAAGCUGCCAGUUCGUCUCUGGGCAUCCUGGAGGCACAGCAGAGCCCACACACACACACACACACACACUCUCUAACACAAACACAUACACAGACCCAACGUACAGCAGGGAUUUGGGUAAUAACUGAUUUUUUUUUGUGUGUGUGUGUAUAUAUAAAUUAUUUUUAUAUUUUUUCUGGAGUAUUGCUUGUGGGAAGACUGCUGCUGUGCUGAGAAGCUGCUUGCAGUAAUUUCUCCUUUUUCUCUGUCUGGCUCUCACUUUUUUUUGUACUUGUUGUCACCGGCAUCAAAACUUUUCACUGAGAGAAAAAAAGAAGAGGGACUGCUGGCCACUGAGAGCUUCUGUGGUUAGAGUGGGGGAUUUUGGAGGAUUUUUUUUUUUUUUUUUUUAAGGAUGGAUGUGGGUGGGUGGGGAGGAUUGUGGUGACUGGUGGAGAAAAACUAGGCCUCAGACCCAGACGCCUCAAGAGAUACAUACGCUCUAAUGUCAAAACCUGGGGGAACAAUGGUCAGCCGGCCGCGGCACCGAGUGCAAAGAGAGGGGGGGACGACAAAAAUGAACACACGCCACACAUGCCCGGCAACACACUGAGCGGAGGAAGGAGCCAAGCCGGAGACAGACAAAGAAGAAGGAGGAAGAGAAGUGGAGAAGAGAGGCAGCCAAGAGAAGCAAGAGGGCUUCUCCCCGACGUAGAGAGGGAAGGAGGAUCUGGGGGUGGGGGGGCCAGGUGGAAGAGGAGGACGAAGGAGGAGGAGGAGGAGGAGGUGGUGGUGGAGGAGGAGGAGACGGGGGUGGGGGUGGGACAGAGGGGGUCAUGUACCCGCGGGAUGGAGCUUCAGCCGGGCCGGAGGAGACGGGAGCCAAGGCAGGAGUCCUGGGCCCCGGGCUCUCUCUCCUCCAGCAGGUGGGCUGCUGGCACCUCAAUCUGAGCAGCUGGUCUAAUAAGGUUCCAGUGGUACAGCACCCUCACCAUGUGCACCCUCUCACGCCUCUGAUCACCUACAGCAAUGAGCACUUCACACCGGGGAACCCCCCACCUCACCUACAGACAGACGUGGAUCCCAAAACAGGAAUUCCAAGGCCUCCACAUCCUCCAGAUAUAUCUCCUUAUUACCCACUGUCACCUGGUACCGUCGGCCAGAUCCCCCAUCCGCUAGGAUGGUUAGUACCACAGCAAGGUCAACCUGUUUAUCCAAUCACAACAGGGGGUUUCAGACACCCCUACCCAACUGCGCUCACUGUCAACGCAUCCAUGUCAAGGUUCCCCCCACACAUGGUGCCCCCUCACCACAGUUUGCACACCACGGGCAUCCCACACCCAGCCAUCGUCACACCGAACGUCAAGCAGGAAUCCUCCCACAGUGACAUCAGCUCUCUCAACAGCUCGAAACAGUCAGAUGCUAAAAAGGAGGAGGAGAAAAAGAAGCAGGUCCACAUAAAGAAACCUCUGAACGCCUUCAUGCUCUACAUGAAGGAGAUGCGGGCCAAGGUGGUUGCUGAGUGCACACUGAAGGAAAGUGCCGCCAUCAACCAGAUCCUGGGGCGAAGGUGGCACGCCCUAUCGCGGGAGGAGCAGGCCAAGUACUACGAGCUGGCCAGGAAAGAGCGACAGCUCCACAUGCAGCUGUACCCGGGCUGGUCAGCACGAGACAACUAUGGGAAAAGGAAGAAGAGAAAAAGGGAAAAGCAGCAAGCAGAGAGCAAUGAACACAGAGAAUAUUUUCCAAACCCUUGCCUUUCACUCCCUCCGAUUACAGACCUGAGCGCUCCUAAGAAGUGUCGAGCGCGCUUUGGGCUCGAUCAACAGAAUAACUGGUGUGGCCCGUGCAGGAGAAAAAAAAAGUGCAUUCGCUACAUCCAAGGUGAAGGCAGCUGUGCCAGUCCUCCCUCUACGGACGGAAGCUUACUAGACUCCCCCCCAUCCUCCCCCUCCUCAGUGGUUCCCUCCCCCUCCUCAAAAGAGUCCAAACCUCAGACUGAACAAAUGCAACCUCUCUCACUGACUAUGAAACCGGCCCACCAGCCACUCCACCACCCGCACCUCCUGGCUGGGCCUCCACCAUCUUUGGUUCAGCUGGAAAACUCUGCUGCAGCUAGCAACACGCCCGGCGCCUCCUCCCACAACGGAGCCCUGGAGCACGGCGACAUCUCGUCCUCGCGGCAGCCGGGCUCCUCUGUGGUGUCCUCAAUGGCCCGGCCCUCGGCAUCGCUGUGUCAUUCCCACUCACUCCUCCCAUCCUCGGCCCCUCAGCCUCUGUCGCUAGUGACCAAGUCUAUAGAAUAGUCUACCCUAUUCUUCUCCUCUUUUCUAGCUCUGCACACACACCUUUCUAGGGCCUCCCUCUGCUAUAUUUCACUUGCCGUCAGUUCGGUUUUUUUUUUCUCUUUCUGUUUCUGUGCCACACGGCUUGAAAUUUUAGUUUUUGUUUUAUUAAAAAGUUCAUUGGUCAAUAUUUGACCCCUCAUUAUCAAAAAAAAAAUCUAAUUAUUAUAAAGAAAUGAUACAAUGAGCUGUAGUAUAGCUUUGUGAAUCUGCCAAAAUUUUUAUGAAUUUUGUUUUUGUCUUUUUUGUAGUGUUAAAACAGUGCAAACAGAAAAAAUUAUUUAGUUCAACUUCAAAAUGUUUAAAAGACGGAUAUAAAAAGGUAGGCUAGAUUAUUCAGCGAGCCCUUUUCUUGAAAGAGUUGGUUCUCCUUCUUUAUUUGUAUUAAAUACGAGCUUGCGAACCAAUCAUUUGACAUCUGUUCAAACUCUAGGGGGGCAUGAGGCUAGCGGUGACACCUCUCUGAGGAACAACUUUAAUUGUGAUGUUACUUGUUCUUGUUUAAAUGUACAGAAUAAUGGGGAGGGGGGGAUUACUGUGUUAAAUAUGCAUUCUUCCACUGCGUUGUCUUUUUUUCUUUGUUGUUUACCUUUGGGGCGGAGUCAGGCAAGUUGGGUGGGCUUGAGGGGAGGUCGGGGUGGGAGGGUCGCGGGUUAUUAAAUUCAAAAUGUCACAACGCUAGGACCAGUAGUAUUUAUUGCUUUAGAGAUUGCUUGUUGUAUCUUGUAUGUGUCUCUUUUUUGACUUUUUGUUUCUUAAUACAUUGUACAAAUAUUUUUUCUUAAGGUAAGCGACUUAUAUAUGAAUGAUCCAUUUUUACAAGGAGGUUUUAAAAAGGCAAAUCUUUUUGUUAUCGAUUUCUUUCCUCACUGAAAAAAAAAUACCUGGAUUCCACUCAGUGUACUGUGUAGAUCUCAUGAACAGAAGUAUGCACAACUUCAUUUCAAGAAAUGCGUCUAUAAGCCAUUUUACAAAAAAGAAGAAAAGAUAAACUUGAAACAAGAGACAGUUGGUACCGUGUCUUCAGUAGUUGGAAAAGUGUCUAAUGCCCUUCUUUUUUAUUGCACAGUCACAUCUCUCAGACUGUAGAUUCGUGUACAGAUUUUCCGUGCCAAAUUUUGUGAUAAUUUUCUCUGCCCCUCUAACCACGCUGUAGGGAUCUUUUUUGUUUUGUUUUUUGUUUUGUUGUCGUUUGUUUUUUUAUUUUAUUUCGAUACCAUUCUUUGCUGUGACGUUACAUAGAUUGCUAUGUAUGUAGUAUAAAUGUUGCUAUAACAAAUGUGUUUGGUAGCAAAUUGUCAAAUAUUAAAAUUUAAACUUAAUAAAAAGGCGGACAUCAUACUGUAUAAACCCACAAGGGCCAAAUUAUGUAUAUUAGGAGGUUCAUAAAAAAACUAUUAAAUACAAAAAAAUACACAAACUGCCACUUUUAAGUACACUACUACAUAUAGGUAGAUAGAAAAAAUAGGCAUGUUGAUGUUGCAAGAGGCUGUAAAAAAAGCUACAAGAGAAUCAUCCACUCGGUGCCAUUGUAGUUGACAUGACGCGACUGUAACCUGUCGAUUUCUUCUCUGGUUUAUUAAGAUGCUAAUGAUAAAUAGUUUGAAUGUUUCCUUAACGGCUGUGAUGUUCCUGUUCUAUUUUAUGCUCUUAUCUUUUUGUUUGUUUGUUUUUUCCUGUUAUUUUAAAUGGUUCCAAAACCAUGUUUUUUUGUAAUGAAUAAAUGUUUAUGCUGUACAGUCUCUGUAGCAUGCAGUUCUGUAUUAAUAAAAGCAACUUAGUAUGUGCA